Molecule: messenger RNA, 1751 nt
Organism: Vidua chalybeata
Lineage: Eukaryota; Metazoa; Chordata; Aves; Passeriformes; Viduidae
Product: indoleamine 2,3-dioxygenase 2-like
Exons: 10
Coding region: 114-1352 (412 amino acids)
Biological process (GO): 'de novo' NAD+ biosynthetic process from L-tryptophan
Cellular component (GO): cytoplasm
Molecular function (GO): L-tryptophan 2,3-dioxygenase activity; indoleamine 2,3-dioxygenase activity; metal ion binding
Source: RefSeq, a predicted model, not a curated record
UCUGGCCAUUGGGCAGCCAGGCCCGACCCCAGGACAAGGUGCUGGUGCUGGCUCAGCACACACGGCCAGCGGGGUGGCCAGGCCAGAGCACGUCCGACAGCCAGCGUCCAGCAAUGGAGGCCAGCGAUGACACGGAGGAGCCCCCGCUGCCCCUGGCACUGGCCAGCUUUCAAGUCUCCGAGGAGUUUGGCUUCCUGCUUCCCGAUCCUCUGACAGAGCUGCCGGCGCCCUACGGCCCCUGGAUGGACAUGGCCCGUGAGCUGCCCCAGCUGAUCACCAGCCAUCGGCUCCGCUCGCGCGUUCACCAGAUGCCGCAGCUGAGCACCCAGCACCUCCGAGGACGUGAGGAGCUGCACUUGGCACACCUGGUGCUCAGCUUCAUCACCAUGGGCUACGUCUGGCAGGAGGGCGAGGAGGGCACCGUGCAGGUCCUGCCCCGAAACCUCGCUGUCCCCUACUGGGAGGUGUCGCAGGCCCUGGGCCUCCCGCCCAUCCUCAGCCACGCAGACUUUGUGCUGGCCAACUGGAGGAGGAAGGACCCCAACGGGCCUCUGGAAAUUGAGAACCUGGACACGAUCAUCACACUGCCUGGGGGAGAGAGCCUGCGGGGCUUCAUCCUUGUCACCCUGCUUGUUGAGAAGGCAGCUGUGCCUGGCAUUAAGGCAAUCACCCGGGCCCUUGGUGCCGUGGUGCAGUGUGAUGAGGAGACCCUGUACAGAGCCCUGGAGGAGCUGGCAGGGGCCAUCGAGGCCAUGAGUGAGGCGCUGAGGCGGAUGCACGACUAUGUGGAUCCAGAAGUAUUCUACUCUGUGAUCCGGAUCUUUCUCUCUGGCUGGAAGGACAACCCUGCCAUGGCGCACGGGCUCGUCUACGAGGGGGUGUCCCCGGAGCCCAUGGCGUUCUCGGGGGGCAGCGCGGCGCAGAGCACGGUCCUGCACGCCUUUGAUGAGCUCCUGGGGAUCUGCCACCGCGAGGACAGUGCUGCCUUCCUGCGCAGGAUGAGGGAGUACAUGCCCCCGCCGCACAGAGCCUUUGUGGAGGAGAUCCGCGGCGCCGCGUCCCUGCGGCAGCUCGUUCUCUCCUCGGGGGCCGCGCGGCUCCGCGCCGCCUUCAACCGCUGCGUGUGUGCGCUGGCCGACUUCAGGUCCUACCACAUCACCAUCGUCACCAAGUACAUCGCCGCCGCGGCCGCCAAAGCCAAGGCCAGGCGGGCAGAGCCGAGCGCCAGGGCCGGCCCCUCUGCGGGAAAGCCCCCGUCUGCCCUGGAGGCUAAAGGGACCGGCGGCUCCCACAUCUUCAGCUUCCUGAAGAGCAUCAGGGACACCACCAGGGAGGGGAUGAUAAGUGCCUGACCUACCCCGAGGGUUGCCCGAAGUGGGCGCAGGAGGCCACGGGGCUUUGGAGUCUGUUUGCAACGCACAAGCCAAGAUCCAAAACCUCCCAUCAGCAGCAGCCUUCCCACCUGUGCACGUCUGGGACACGAGGGACACGCUCGGGGCUGGUGAGAGAGAGCAGUGCUGCUGCUGCUGCCUCCCCCCUGCAGGCACUCAGCGAGCUCAGCAUCCUCCCCUGGCAGCGGGACGGGCGCAGUGUUCUCCUGGCACUGGCACCAGCACAUCAUCCCCGGGCCCCAGGGAAGAGCUGUGUCCUUCCAAGCCCCGCUUCUUCCCCACUCCACCCCGGCGUGGGGCCGCAGCUCGGCUGGACACGGGUGGGUCGCACGGACGAAUAAAGCAGCGAUUGCUGACCCA